Messenger RNA from Pyrgilauda ruficollis (rufous-necked snowfinch), 11312 nucleotides. RefSeq names its product tet methylcytosine dioxygenase 3 (gene TET3). Lineage: Eukaryota; Metazoa; Chordata; Aves; Passeriformes; Passeridae. Gene Ontology annotation, molecular function: DNA 5-methylcytosine dioxygenase activity. The transcript is spliced from 7 exons. Gene Ontology annotation, cellular component: nucleus. Gene Ontology annotation, biological process: oxidative demethylation; positive regulation of transcription by RNA polymerase II. The record is from RefSeq and is a predicted model, not a curated record.
ACGUGGCUUUGCCGGUGGCACUUCCUCGCGUGGCUCAUCUGCGUCUUCAUCCCCCUGGUCAUAAAAUGAGAUGGGAAAAGGGGAACUAAAGGAAACAGAAGGGAAAAAUUAGGGUUGGGGCACGUGGAGAUGCUCAUGUCUCUUCUCUGUCCCUCCUCACAGGCAGGUUCGGCGGGCAACGCGGUUGAUGGACGCAGCAGAAGCCAAAUGGAAGAAGGGCCAAUUAAUUAUGUGGAAGAAAGGCGGCUGAAGGAGGGCAGCGGGCUCAGCCUGGUGAAUGGGGGCCGGCCGGAGGCGGGGGGUACCGUGCUGAUGGAGCCCAGCGGGUGGUCGCCGCGUCAGCCGCCCACCACUGGCAAAGCCCACUUGGAAGACGUCCGGAACCUGGUGGCCUUCUCAGCGGUGGCCGAAGCCGUUUCCUCCUACCGGCUCCCACCGCCGGGCUCGCCGUCGCUGCUGUACGAGAAGUUCGACUCGGAGAUGAGCCGGGGCGGGCUGGGCACGGCGGACGGGGUGCCACGAGGAGAGGACCUGCACGCCCUCAAGGCCGCCCUGGCUUUGGCCAAGCACGGUGUGAAGCCCCCCAACUGCAACUGCGACGGCCCCGAGUGCCCCGACUACCUGGAAUGGCUGGAGCAGAAGAUCAAGACGGCUCUCGGAGAAGAGCUGGCGUCACCUCGGCCCCGCGCCGCCGCCAUCCCCCCGCCUCCUCCCCCUGAAGGUGCUAUUGACCCCCAGCCGGUGCCUGAGGCUGCCGAGCCGUGCCCGCCCGACGGCCUCCCCUUUUCCCAGAGCGCGUUGACCAUCGCCAAGGAGAAGAACAUCAGCCUGCAGACCGCCAUAGCCAUCGAAGCCCUCACGCAGCUCUCGGCCGCCCUGCCCCAGCCCGCGGGCGAUGGGCAGCCCCCGCCGCCGCCGCCGCCCCCCGCCGUCCCCUUCGGCCCCGGCCCCCUCGGCCCGCCGGGGGCCGCGUGGCAGCGAGGGGACGAGCCCCGUUACCCGCCCGAGCCGGGAGCAGCACCUGAGCCAUUUUUCGGCGCGGCACCUCCGCGGGGGAACUUCGCGGCCACGUGGGGGCUGGAGGCCGAGGGGGCAGCGGGGGCUGGAGACCCCAUGGCAGAGCUGGAGCAGCUGCUGGGUAAUGCUGACGACUACAUCAAGGCGGCUUUCAAGAGACCCGAAGCGACGGCCGGCAAAAUGACAGCUCCCAAAACAGAACCCCCCGAGCGAGCACCCAGCAAAGAAGCACCGGGUGGCCCCCACUUGCCGCCAGCACCACAGGAGCCUGACCUGCACAAGAAGACGCAGCUGGUCCUGCAGCAGCAUCUCCACCACAAGCGCAGCCUCUUCCUCGAGCAAAGCCUGGCGGCGGCGGCGACACCCCCGGAACGGCCGAGCGGCUGGUGGGCUCCCGGCGCCCCCGCCGCGCCCCCCAAGCCCUUCGAAAAGCAGCCCAAAGAGAAGAAGAAGAAAACGCCGCCCGAGAAGCCCCCGCCGGCCAAACCUCUCCGCAAGCAAGUGCAGAUCAAGAAGGCGAAGCAGAAGGACUCGCAGCCGCUCUUCCCUCCCCUCUGGCAGAUCAGCCUGGAGGGGUUUCGGGCGCCCGCCGAACCUCCCGCCGAACCCCCCGCCGAAGAGAUGCAAACGGAGCCGCCGCCGCCGGCCUUCCCGCACCAGCCUCUUGCACUACCCCAGCCCGCCGCAUGCCCCCCGCCACCAAACCCCCUGGACGGCGUCCCCCCGGCUUCCGACUCUCAGGAAAGGGGUGCCCCCGGGGGGGGCCCCCAAAUUCACUCGGCGCCGGCGGGCUCGACUGGCUCGGAGGAAGCGCCGGCUGCCCCCCCGCCGGCCAGCUCGGCUCCCAUCAUGGUGGAUGACAAGCUGGAAGAGCUCAUCCGACAAUUUGAAGCCGAAUUUGGGGAGAAUUUCAACCUGCCGCCCCCCGAGACGCCUGCCCCGCUCGCCCCCGGGGCUGCCGAGCUGCCGGGGGGGCCAGCACCAGCCCCGCAAGGGUCCCCCACCGCGGCCACCACCGCGGCCACCGCCGCCCCGGCUCCCAGCAGCGCUCCCCAAGCCGGACCCAAAAGCAUCUCUCCAGGGAAGGGGCCACUGUCAGAGCCACCUUUCACUGCCCGCUCCCCCAAACAGAUCAAAAUCGAGUCUUCUGGUGCUAUCACCGUGGUGUCUACCACGUGUUUUUACUCUGAGGAAAGCCAAAACCCAGACGUGGACGACGUCGACAGAACACCCACCAAGGACGAGGUGCCGCUGACGCCGACCCUGAGCGGCUUCUUGGAGUCUCCGCUGAAAUACCUGGACACGCCGACCAAAAGCCUCCUGGACACCCCUGCCAAGAGGGCACAGGCUGAAUUCCCCACCUGUGACUGCGUUGGUGAGCCAGCAGCCGUGCUGGGGAGUGGUGGGGAGGGUGGCAGAGGUGGCUUUGCAGGGUGGGGUCGACCUGGGAAGGUAACGGAAGCCGUGGCAUCAGCAAAGCCCUGAUUUGUGGGGAGGAAAGGGGUGGCUGUCGAUGGGUGAGGGUUCUCCAGCAGCGUUUCCCGCAGACACAACCAGGAGGAGAAGCUGCUGUGCCUGGUGCGGCACCGCGCCGGCCACCACUGCCAGAACGCCGUCAUCAUCAUCCUCAUCCUGGCCUGGGAGGGCAUCCCCCGCACGCUGGGGGACACGCUCUACCAGGAGCUCACCGACACCCUCACCAAGUACGGCAACCCCACCAGCCGCCGCUGCGGCCUCAACGACGACCGGACCUGCGCAUGCCAAGGCAAGGACCCAAACACCUGCGGUGCUUCCUUCUCCUUUGGCUGCUCCUGGAGCAUGUACUUCAACGGCUGCAAAUACGCCCGCAGCAAAACUCCCCGCAAGUUCAGGCUGGUGGGAGACAACCCCAAAGAGGAAGAGCUGCUCCGGAGAAGCUUUCAGGACUUGGCCACCGAGGUUGCUCCACUUUACAAGAGGCUGGCGCCGCAAGCCUACCAAAACCAGGUCACCAACGAGGAUGUAGCCAUCGACUGCCGGCUGGGCUUGAAGGAGGGGAGGCCGUUCUCGGGGGUGACGGCAUGCAUGGACUUCUGUGCUCACGCUCACAAGGACCAGCACAACCUCUACAACGGCUGCACCGUGGUCUGCACACUGACGAAGGAAGACAAUCGUGUGGUGGGGAAAAUUCCUGAAGAUGAGCAGCUGCACGUCCUCCCCCUCUACAAGAUGUCCAGCACAGAUGAGUUUGGCAGCGAGGAGAACCAAAACGCCAAGGUGGGCAGCGGGGCCAUCCAGGUGCUCACGUCCUUCCCCCGCGAGGUCCGCAAGCUGCCCGAGCCUGCCAAGUCCUGCCGGCAACGACAGCUGGAAGCCAGGAGAGCUGCUGCCGAGAGGAAGAAGCUGCAGAAAGAGAAGCUGAUGACGCCAGAGAAGAUCAAGCAGGAAGCGCUCGAGCUCCCCACGCUCCAGCCAAAUGCAGGUAUGGCAUUGAAAGGCGGGAUACCCCCGCAGCCGCUGAAACCUUCCAUCAAGGUGGAACCCCAGAGCCAUUACAACGCCUUCAAGUACAACGGCAACGCCGUGGUGGAGAGCUACUCGGUGCUGGGCAGCUGCCGGCCCUCCGACCCGUACAGCAUGAACAGUGUUUACUCUUACCAUUCCUACUAUGCACAGCCCAAUCUGCCUUCCGUGAACGGGUUUCACUCCAAGUUCGCGCUUCCCUCCUUCGGGUAUUACGGCUUUUCCAGCAACCACGUGUUCCCCUCACAGUUUCUCAAUUACGGGGCGCCCGAGAGGAGCGGGAGCAGCUGGGUCAGCAACGGCUACGAGAAGAAGCCCGAUGUCUCAGCGCUGCAGGAGAACCUCAACCACACCUACGGGAACACCAAUUUCCCUGAGCCCAUCCCGCACAGCGUGCGGAGCAAAAACCAUCACCAGCGCACCUACGAGCGAGCCAACCGCUACGCCAGCCAGCAGAAAGCGGCUGCGGCAACGCCCGGGGCGCACAGGACUAGCUCGGGCUCGGAGGAGGCACCAUCGUUUGCACAGAACUGUUUUGGCAGCAGGCCCAUCAAGCAGGAGCCUCCAGACCCCCCGCCCGCCAUUGAGCCCCUUCCCAGCGCUGCGGCCGUGCCCGGCGCUGGUUUAACGCUGCCGGCCGUCCCUGCGCACGGCACGGCGCCGGAGCAGCGGUGGAGCCCCUUCAAGGCACCCCGGGGCACAGCUUCCCCUGAGAGGACUAGCACAGCUGAGGGCUCAUGGAGCGCGCUGGCGCCGGGCUCAGGCGGGCGGGAGAAGCUGAGCGCCUUCGAUGCCGCCGUGCGCUUGCCACCACCUGAGAAGCAGUGGUCCCAUGUCCUGGCUGGAGAGACGGCGGCGGCGGCAGCGCCCGGCUCGGGCUUGCUGCCGAAAUCGUGGAGCCCCUGCAAGCUGGGGGAGACGGCGCUGGCGGGCACGGGCACCCCGGGCCUGCUGGGGUCACUGGGGUUCAGCUCGGCUCUGCCAGGGCUCCCCAGCUUCCCCGAGGAGCCGUGGGGCUCCGUGAAGGUGGAGGAGCAGAGGACACCAGCACCCAGCCUGGGGCUGGCGGAGAAGCCUUGGGAGGCAGCAGUGGGUGAGAAGGGGGUGGCAGGACCCCACCAGGAGAAGCCGUGGGACCCCUUUGGCCUGGAGGAGGAUCUGCCGGAGAAGGCAGUGAAGGAGGAAGAGGAAGAGGAGGAGGAAGAGGAGGAGGAAGAGGAAGAGGAGUGGUCAGACAGUGAGCACAACUUCCUGGAUGAGAACAUCGGCGGCGUGGCCGUGGCACCCGCCCACGGCUCCAUCCUCAUCGAGUGUGCCCGCCGCGAGCUCCACGCCACCACCCCGCUGAAGAAACCCAACCGCUGCCACCCCACCCGCAUCUCCCUCGUCUUCUACCAACACAAGAACUUGAACCAGCCCAACCACGGCCUGGCGCUGUGGGAGGCCAAGGUGAAGCAGCUGGCGGAGCGGGCUCGGGCCCGGCAGGAGGAGGCGGCGCGUCUGGGGCUGCCGCCGGACGCCAAAGCCUUUGCCAAGAAGCGCAAGUGGGGCGGCGCGUUGGCGACCGAGGCGCCCAGCAAGGAGAGGAGGGACUCAGUCCCCACGCGGCAGGCGGUGGCAAUCCCCACCAACUCUGCCAUCACUGUGUCCUCCUACGCCUACACCAAGGUGACGGGCCCCUACAGCCGCUGGAUCUGAGACCAAGGCGACCGCCAUGGCCCCAUCUUACCUCAACCCUCGGCAGCGCCGCAGCCCGGCGUUGCUUCGUGGUGCUUUCUCCUCGGGCAUGGGGGAGAAGAAAACAAAAGUAAAUAGACGAAACCGAAGCGAAACACAACAACCACAAAAAAACAUAAAAAAAAAUCCAACCCAUAGGAAACGAACCCAACGCGUGUGCUUGGGAGCAGCGGAGCCGGCGCGGGCUCACGCCGUCGGAGAGCUGCGCCCGGGGAGGAGUUGGCAAAGCAAGCAAAACUUGGUUAAAAAACCCAAGAGGAACGAUGCUGUUUGAUGAUUUUAGGUAAUCUCAUAUUUAUAUCUCCAUGUUUUUUAAUCUAGCCUCGGAUGAAUUUCCUAGUGUCCUUUCGCAAGGAGAGGUUUUUAAUUCCACUUAAAAUGGCCUGUUUGUUGGAUUUGAUUUUAUUUUAUUUUUUACUCCGAUGACAACGACGAAGCCGAUCUUUGAAAGAGAAGCCAACAUUGAAAAACCACCCUAAUCAUGAAUCCAAACCAACUUGAACACCAAACCAGCUCAAAGGCAAGAGGUGACUCCCUCCAGCUCCGCCGCGUGGGGGCUGGUGGGACCGUGUGCUUUACUGUCAGCCAGACACGCUGAACAUCCAAUUAUUUUUAUUCCAAGGACCUAAAAAUACCAAUUUUGCAGCUUGAGGAGACCUUUCUCACAGCAACGGGAGCCCGCGAGCGAGCGGGCCAUCCUGGGAUGGCGCGUCUCCGCCCGGCUCCUUGCCUCUGGCGGGAUCGGCUCUGCCGCCGCGGAGCAAAACCGGCGUCUCUCCUGGCGCCGGAGACCUCAGGACACGUCCGGGCUGGGGAACGCCGCUGCCGGGGGGCCACGCUCGGGCUCGGACUUGGGGCUUCUUUGCCCACGGCCUCCGGGGCGAGCGGCAGCGGCGGCGUCUCCGUAGGAGCCGACGGGACAAAAACAGAAGAAAAAAAAGAAAAAAAAAAAUUACAAAAAACAGGAAAAAAACACAAACCAACCCCAAACUGUGAAUAGCGAGUGUUGCUCUCUGUACAUCACUGUUGCUAAAGUCUGGUGCUUUCCGUCUCCGGGGGACUUUCUCCGUGCAAUCGGCUCUGGGAAGAGCGAAUCCCAAGACUUGGCUGGCCAAAACCCCGCCGGGUCCGCCUUCCCCGCCGGUGCCGGCGAGCCGCGGCCAACGCCGCCGGGGCUCGGUGCUCUUUUCUCUCCCCGGGUGCCAUCCCUCCUUCCUACGGAUCACCGUUCUUCCCUCAAAAAAAAACAAACAAAAAAAAACAAAACCCCAACCCAACCAAUAACCCAGCAACGACGACAACCGCGUGGUGCUUUUCGAACACUCUCAGUCGAGACUUCCCGCCCGGCGCCGGGACGGACGGAGCGCGGCCGAGCUGCCCCGCGGCUCGCCGGGAGCGCGGCGUGGCCGGAGCCGGGGGCCGGCGUCCCCGGGCGGGGUCGUUGCUUUUGCACUUUGAGGUGCCUUUUGGAGAGCCAGCGAGGCAGCGCCGACGCCGUCGCCGUGCGGGAUCACCUCGUGUUUACCGUCACCCUCCUUCCCCCCAUCGCGCACGGGCACGGAUCAGCAGGAUCUCGGUAAAACAGCCUGAACAUUGACGUGGUCUGAUUUUAAACCUGUAAAUAGGGAAAGAAAUUUUUUUAAAAGCACUUUCACCUAGAUUUAAAAAAAAAAAAAAAAAGAAUGAAAGCGAAACUUAAAAAAGCAAACAACUCCCCUCUUUCCUCUCCCCCCACUCCCCCCAACUUGAAGCAGUAUGUUUUAAACAAGAUUAUCGUGGGAGAACUGUAAAUACUGGCAGAAUAUUUAACAUGCUUUGUCCGUCCUUCAUCAUUAAUGAAUUUUUUUUUUUUUUUGUUUUUUGUUUUUUUGUUCGUUUUUUAACCGUAAUCUGUAAAGUCGCGUAUAUUUGACAAGGAAACUCAACGAGCUAUUCCCGCUUUUCUUAGAAAUACCCAAUAGCAUAUCAGGAUUGUAAGAGUCAGAUUUUAGGGACGCCGGCGGGCGAUGCCGGGGACCCGCCGUGUCGCCGUGGUUCGGAACGCGGAGCGGGGACGAUCCGGGGCCGGGUUCGGGUGCCGGCCCUGUUGUUGUCACCCGGGCUCUCUGGCUGGCGUGACGGGGGUGCCUUGGAGGAGAAGGAGCGUUGGGAGAAGGCGAUGGUCCGUGUAACCUGUCUAAGUCCUGCUUCCUCAGAGGUUUUUCGGUGCAGGGAGGGGUCGGUCCGGCGCGGCGGGUUCAGCCCGGGAGAGCGGGGAGCUGCCGGCGCCGCGGGUCGGGGAGCGAGAACUGCUGCAGUCUCAACGUUUUUACACUACAUAAACUUUGUCUAACCUACCUCAACUCUCAGUCAUUACGAAUUCGCACGCUUCAGACUUCUACACAAACUCGAAAUCUAUGCACAGCUCUUUACCCCUUGCUGCUGAGAGGCUGUUUCCAAGCAAAAUCUUUUCCCUUUACCCGUCCCGGCGGCCGCGCUUGUCCCGCCCGUGCCGAAGCCGCGGGGGUCGCGGAGCUCGGGGGGGAGGGAUGUUUUUAACGAGUGGGAUGUGGGGACCUGGUUUUGCAGCAGGUCAUGGCCACAAUGGUGCUAGAACAACAGCCGUGGUGGAAACCCCAGGGAGGGCUCGGCGCGGGGAGCCCCGACCGGCUCCUCCGUCCCGCUUUGGUUUUUCUGGCCACGGUGCUUCGCCUCGGGCAGGAAACGGGGGAUGCAAUUUGGGUCCCCCUCCAUCUCGAUGCUCUCGGGAUGAGGCAUGGGAAGGAGAAGGAAACCAGAAUCCCUGAGGUGCCUCAAUUGCUGAUUUUUCCUUUUAAUACUGGAGUACGCUUUGUGGGCUCUAUAAGGCAUAUUUUUAUUAAAUGAAAUCUUGUAAUACAAACGGUGCUAUGGUGUUUUAACAAACUGUAUCACGCUUCUGCCUGAUUCCAUCUCGCUGAGGUGCUACUAAUGUAUAUAUCAAAUUAAGGAACCAAGUUAAAAAAAACAAAAAAACAAAAUUUAAGCAAUGUCGUUGAGAAGGAAGUUUACUUUUCCGGAGCGACAGCUCGAGGCGUGCCGGGAGCCGGUUGGGUUUAUGCAAACUGAAAGAGGCGCCGUGUCCGAGGCGUGCCGCCGGCCGGGGUCGUGGUGGAGCCGUUCCCUGCGGGUCCGGGGCGGGUGUGGUCCCGGGAUGAGGUGCUAGAGGUGAUGUCCAGGUGCAGGGCUCAGCCAGGUGUCCGCAGUGCUCGGCCAGGUGUGUGGUCAUGGUGCUUAGCCAUAGUGCCUGGACAGGUGUGUGGCCAUGGUGCUUGGAUAGGGUGCUCGGCCAGGUGUGUGGUCAUGGUGCUUAGCCAUAGUGCCUGGACAGGUGUGUGGCCAUGGUGCUUGGCCACAGUGCUUGGACAAGCUGCUCGGACGUGGAGUGUGGACAUAAGUGCUCGGACACGGUGCUCAGCCACACGUGGUGGCUGUGGUGCUCAGACGCGGUGCUCGGUCACACAUCGUAGACGCGGUGCUUGGACUCGGUGCUCAGGCUCAAUGCUCGGCCACAGGUCAUGGACAUAGCGUGGUCAUGGACGUGGUGCUCGGUCGUGAUGCUCGGCCACAGGUCAUGGACAUAGCGUGGUCAUGGACGUGGUGCUCAGGAACGGUGCUCGGCCACUCCUUGUGGACACGGUGCUCGGACAUGGUGCUCAGUGCGGUGCUCAGACGUGGUGCGUGGACAUGGUGCUUGGUCCCCGUGCUUGGCCACUCAUGAUGGACGUGGUGCUCAGACAUGGUGCUUGGACAUGGUGCUUGGUCCCAGUGCUUGGCCACACAUGAUGGACAUGAUGCUCGGACAUGAUGCUCGGACAUGGUGCUUGACUGCGGUGCUUGGAUGUGGUGCUUGGACACUGAUCAUGGACGUGGUGUGUGGACAUGGUGCUGUGUUUGGUGCUUUGACUUGGCACAUGGACAUGGUGCUUGGGCACGGUGCUCUGCUGUGGUGCUCGGACAUCGUGUGUGGACAUGGUGCUUGAUCCCAGUGCUUGGACAUGGUGCAUGGACAUGGUGUGUGGACACGGUGCUUGGCCACAGUGCUCGGACAUGGUUCUCAGACAUGGUGCAUGGAGAUGGUGCUCGGGCAUGGUGCUCAGCCAUGCACCAUGGAUGUGGUGCUCAGCCGUGGUGUGUUGACAUGAUGUGUGGACAGUGCUUGGCCAGGGCGUGUGGACAGUGCUUGACCGCAGUGCUCGGACAUGGUGCAAGGGCAUGGUGUUCAACAUGGUGCUUGGACAUGGGGCAUGGACAUGGUGCUCGGGCACGGUGCUCAGCCAUGCCACCAUGGACAUGGUGCUCGGACGUGGUGCUCAGACAUGAUGUGUGGACAUGGUGCUCAGCCGGGGUGUGUGGACAUGGUGCAUGGACAUGGUGCUCGGACAUUGGUUCUUGGACAUUGGUGCUUGGACAUGGUGCAUGGACAUGCUGAGUGGACAUGGUGCUCGGACAUUGGUUUUUGGACAUUGGUGCUUAGACAUGGUGCAUGGACAUGCUGAGUGGACAUGGUGCUCGGACAUGCUGAGUGGACACUGGUGCUUGGCCAUGCACUGUGGACAUGGUGCUCGGACGUGGUGGGUGGACACGGUGCUCAGACAUGGCACAUGGACAUGGCGCUCGGCUUGGUGCUUGGGCUCGGUGCUUGGCCGUGGCUCCUGGGCCCGUGCUCUGCCGUGGUGCUUGAACAUGGCCCCUGGCCGUGGUGCUCGGCCACGACGUGAUUUGACCACGUGUUGUGGGCAUGGUGCUUGAGCGUGGUGCUCCGUGGGUGGUGCUCAGGCACGGUGUGUGGACAUGGCACUUGGCCACACACCCCGGACAUGAUGUGUGGACAUGGUGCUGAGCUGGGUGUGUAGACACAGCGCUCGGCUGUGGGGCUUGGACACGGUGUGUGGGCACGGUGGUUGGGCAUGGAGCAUGGACAUGGUGAUUGCCCAGAGCAUGGACAUGAUGGUUGAGCACAGAGCAUGGGCACGGUGGUUGGGCAUGGAGCAUGGACACGGUGGUUGCCCAGAGCAUGGACACGGUGGUUGAGCACAGAGCAUGGACACAGUGGUUGGGCAUGGAGCAUGGACACGGUGGUUGCCCAGAGCAUGGACACGGUGGUUGCCCACCCUGCACGGCGCACAGCUCGGUGCUGCUCGGGCACCGGGCACCCCCAUGGCGCUGCCCCGCUGAGCCCGGUCCUGGCGCUGCUCCCCUUCAGCACCAACCCUGAGCAACCAACCCUGAGCAACCAACCCUGCGCUGCUGGUGCUCAGCAGCACGCCAGCCCCAUGUCCAGCACCAUGUCCAUCCUGUGUCCAUCCCAUGUCCAUCACUGUGUCCAUCACCAUGUCCAUCACCGUGUCCAUCCCAUGUCCAUCCUGUGUCCAUCCCAUGUCCAUCACCGUGUCCAUCCUGUGUCCAUCCUGUGUCCAUCCUGUGUCCAUCACCAUGUCCAGCACCGUGUCCAUCCCAUGUCCAUCCUGUGUCCAUCCCAUGUCCAUCCUGUGUCCAUCCCAUGUCCAGCACCAUGUCCAGCCCUGUCCAGGCUCCCGCAGCCCCUCGCUCUCAUCCCCUCCUGCCUCCCCUGCGCUCCUCCCGCCUCUUUCUUUUCCCCUUCCCUUUUUUUGGGUUGAUUUUCCUUUUUUUGGGGUUUCUUGGUGCUACUUCCCCCCCGUGCCCCCCAGCAGAUACCUCAGCCCCCAGCCCCGGGUGCAGCUUGUCCGGGAUCAGGGAUCCUCUCCCACAUUUCCGAGAUCUCUCCCGCAUUUUUGGGAUCCUCUCCCGCAUUUCUGGGAUCCUCUCCUGCAUUUCUGGGAUCCUCUCCCACAUUUUUGGGAUCUUCUCCCACAUUUUUGGGAUCCUCUCCAUGUUCCCUCCUUUUCCCUUUUCCCUUUCCCACCCGGGUUUUCCCCAUUCCUGCGCCUCCUUCAGGGAUUUUUGACCCCGCCGCAAUUUCCUCAUUUGGGUUCUGGGAGUGAGGAGGGAUUUUGGCUUGGUGGGAUUUUUAUUUUAUUUUAUUUUAUUUUAUUUGGAAUUUUUUUAAUUCUAUU